Helobdella robusta is the source of this 2050-nucleotide messenger RNA. RefSeq lists its product as hypothetical. The record is from RefSeq and is a predicted model, not a curated record. Gene Ontology annotation, cellular component: mitochondrion. Gene Ontology annotation, molecular function: propionyl-CoA carboxylase activity. The transcript is spliced from 13 exons. NCBI's taxonomy places the organism in Eukaryota, Metazoa, Annelida, Clitellata, Rhynchobdellida, Glossiphoniidae. The coding region runs from base 68 to 1708 and encodes 546 amino acids.
UCUGAAAUUCGAGCCCCACCUAACUUAACACAGCAGUCUAACACAAACACAUCAAGCAAACAGCAAGAUGCUAAGAACAGGAGUUGUGAAAUCCCUAAAAUUAGGCGACCAGAUAGCUCGUACGACUUCGAUCAUACCUGCAAGGUGGUCGACGGCUGCUUCGGCCAACGAGGAAUCGGCCAGGCUGACUUUGGAAGUUAGGAAGAAAAUUAAUGAGAAGAAGAGCAAAGCGCUACAGGGUGGUGGUCAGAAAAGAAUUGAAUCACAACAUAAAAGGGGAAAAUUGACGGCCAGAGAGCGCAUAGAAGUUCUCAGUGAUAGGAAUUCCUUUGUCGAAUAUGACCAGCUGGUCGAGCAUGGUUGCACUGAUUUCAAUAUGGAGAAACAAAAAUUCCCUUGUGAUAGUGUUGUUACUGGAAGAAUUAAGAUCUUCGGAAGACCCUGCUAUCUUUUCAGUCAGGAUUUUACUGUCUUUGGUGGCAGUUUGUCCUACGUUCAUGCUAAGAAGAUUUGUAAGGUAAUGGAACAAGCCAUGCUGGUUGGUGCGCCAGUUAUUGGCCUGAACGAUUCGGGCGGGGCUAGAAUUCAAGAGGGCGUGGCUUCGUUGGCCGGUUACGCCGAAAUCUUCCAGAAUAAUGUCAUGGCGUCCGGAGUCAUACCCCAGCUGUCACUAAUCAUGGGACCGUGUGCCGGCGGGGCUGUUUACUCUCCGGCUCUCACUGACUUCACAUUCAUGGUGAAAGACACCUCGUACCUCUUCAUCACUGGACCCGAUGUUGUCAAGGCGGUCUCGAACGAAGACGUAACACAGGAAGAGCUGGGCGGAUCGAAGACACACACUGCUGUUUCCGGGUGUGCGCACGGAGCUUAUGAUAAUGAUAUAGAGGCCUUACUGAAGAUGAGAGAGCUCUUCAGUUAUCUGCCAUUGAGUAAUAGAGAACAGCCUCCAAUCAGAAGAACAGAUGACCCUUGGGAUAGAGACGCGCCCGUCCUAGACACUGUGGUGCCCUUGGAAAGCAUGACAGCCUACGACAUGAAUGACGUCAUCAAAGGGGUCGUUGACGAUGGUGAAUUUUUCGAGAUAGCCCAGAAGUACGCGAUGAACAUCAUCGUCGGAUUCGGUAGAUUGAACGGCAGAACCGUCGGUAUCGUCGCCAACCAACCGAAAGUGGCCGCCGGCUGUCUUGACAUUGACGCCUCAGUUAAGGGAGCCAGAUUUGUGAGGUUCUGUGAUGCCUUCAACAUACCCAUCAUCACCUUUGAAGACGUGCCUGGCUUCUUGCCUGGUACAGACCAGGAACACAACGGAAUCAUCAGACACGGAGCCAAACUGAUUUACGCCUAUGCCGAGGCCACGGUCCCGAAGAUAACUGUCAUCACGAGGAAAGCCUACGGCGGUGCCUACUGCGUCAUGAACUCCAAGCACAUGCGUGGCGACCUCAACUACGCCUGGCCCACAGCCGAAAUCGCCGUCCUGGGCGCCAAAGCCGCCGUUAAAAUCAUCUUCCGAGGUGAUCAGGGCUCUGCCGAACACGAGAAGGAGUACAUCGACCUGUUCGCUAAUCCGUUUCCGGCAAGCACCCGCGGCUACGUCGAUGACGUCAUCGAUCCCAGACAGACCAGGCGUAGGUUGUGCCUGGAUUUGGAGGUCUUGGCUAGCAAGAAGCAGUCAAAUCCCUGGAAGAAGCAUGGAAAUAUUCCUCUGUAAAGAGGAAGAAAAUGAUGAUGACGAUGAUGAUUGUGAUGCAAUGAUGAUGGGGUGAUGAAGAUACGACGAUGACGUCAUAGUUAUGUGAUGUCGCACGAACCAUGAUGAUGAAAUGAUAAAGAUGAAUGACGUCACAUUUUACGCACCUUCAUAUCGAUAAUACUAUUGGCUGCUGAACAACGACGAUAAUAAUGAUAGUAAAAAUAUUGACGAUGGUAUUUAAAAUGAUUAAAACUGGGUGAUGGUUAUGUUGGUGUCGGGGAUAAUGAUUAAGCGAUGAUUGUAUCAUGAGAUGGUAUCAUGAUAUUGUAUCAUGAUGGUGGCAAAAUUUUUCAAAACGGG